GCGAAGACAAGCGAUGCUUGUGUCUGUCCUCUCCGGGAUGAGCCCGGGCAGACUGUCAGCGCUGGGGGUUUGAGUGUGACUGAGAUGGAGAUGGAGAGGCGAGUGGACACCAGCGCCGCCGAUCCGAGCCUCGGGCAGGGGGGCAAGGGCCAGCGCUUCAGCCUACAGUUGGUGGGCUCGCUGGCGGUUCACCAGCUCACCACCAUGCCCAUGCUGCCCUGGGUGGUGGCUGAGGUGCGGAGACGGAGCGCCCGGGGCUCGGGGAGCCGGCGGGUCCGCCUGCAGGUGUGGCAGGGCUGGGUGCGCUGUGUGGCCGCCACCGGCAGCCACCCCGAGCAGCCCCUCUCCAGCACAGUGUUCCAGCACCGCGCACAACACAUCCACAAGCUGCUCCACAACAGCAGCGAGCCCAACUACUUCGCCUAUUUGACCAAGAACCAAGCUGCACAGCAACCAGAACACAGUCUCUGCUUCGUCUUUAGGGCGUCUGAUCACACACUGGUUCCUGAGAUCAUCAAUACUAUCCGUCAGGCUGGGAAGCCAGUACGGCAGGAAGAGACGCAAAUCCGCGUGCAUGAUGACGAUUCCUUUGCUCAGAAGUAUGAGGUCCUAUUCGUCGGGAAGGUGACAGUGGCACACAAGAAAGCUCCUCCAGCACUAAUUGAUGAAUGUAUCGAAAAAUUUAACCACCUCCAAGAACACGACAAGGACGGAAGAAAAGGAGGAGUAGGUCAGGAACGAACGGAAAGACCACAGACUGAGAAUUCAUGGUUCUUAAGUUCCAAAUUGCCAACACCAUUAGUGCAAAAGAGGAACAAAUCUGUUCCUAAACUGACUAUUCAGGAUGCAGCUACACAGUCACAGAGUAUUCUGGGGAAAAGUGGCUCACUUGACAUGAGCAGCGGCUCAGACUAUGAUGGAGCAAAGAGUGGUGGUUUACUAGAAGCCCGGAAACGUGCUGUUAGUGCACCAAAUAUUGUGCAGCCAACAAACAUGAAAGCAAAUAGGACCAUGCUGUUUACGAUUGGCCAGUCUGAAGUUUACCUCAUAAGUCCUGACACAAAGAAGGUGACAAUUGAGAAAAAUUUCAAAGAAAUCUCCUUCUGCUCUCAGGGAAUUAAGUAUGUGGAUCACUUUGGAUUCAUCUGCAGGGAGAGUCCAGACAGUGGAAGCUGCCAUUUUGUCUGCUAUGUGUUUCAGUGUACAAAUGAAGCCUUGGUCGAUGAAAUUAUGUUGACAUUGAAGCAAGCAUUCACUGCAGCUGCUGUCCAUCAAAACAUGAAGAUCCAAGCUCAGCUGUGUGAGGGAUGUCCAAUGAAUUGCCUCCACAAGUUGUGUGAAAAGAUAGAGGGCCUCCACCCUUCAAAAGCAAAAGUGGAAAUUCAGAAACACUUAUCAACAUUCAACAACAAAGAUCAAGGAUCAAUCUUCGAGGGGGUUCAGAAAAUGAAACCAAAAAAUGAAUUGGAGGAAAAUGAACUGGUUCUAUCAAUGCUGCGGCAGUUGUAUGAAGAGAAACAGAAGCUGCAUGUCCACAAUGGAGACGCAAAGCAGACAUCACAAAGCUGCUCACAGCCUUCAAAUCUGAAUGAACAACAAUCUCUCUCAGGCCGCUUCAGACUGGACCACUUUAAAAUCAAGGCUAAAAAAUCAUUGGCAGAAUCACUGGAGAAUAUUUUAUCAAUGGGAGGGUCCAGGCUCAGGAGCCAAGCAUGUGCUGAAAGUACAGUGUCAGAAAAAACAACUUUGAGUCUAUCAAGUUCUAGUCUAUCCAAGAAUACAUGUUCGGAUGAAAGUGAUGACCAGGCACCUUCUAUUAGUCCUGUGAAGUCUCAUGGUUCUACAGGAGAUUUGUUGCAAGACCUAGAUAACAGCAUUGAAUCAACUGAACCAGUGUUUAGACGACGGGCCAAUACCUUCAGUCACAUGCCUUCCAGUGUUGAACAGCCACAGCAGACUCUGGACGAGACCCCAUCCUUUCCCAAGCCAAAACUGAUGAGGUAUCACUCAGUGAGCACAGACACACCACACAAACAAAACCUGGAUGUAUCAAAUGGUAACACUCAUGGCAAAUCGCCGCAGUCCAUGUUGCACAAGUCUGUAGAUCACCUGCGGUCUUCAACCUCCACUCCAAAUUUUUUUAAGUAUUUGAAGACUAGUUCCAGUGCAAGGGAUGGUGGGCUGAUAUUGAAAAAAAGUGCUUCUCAGCUUAGCGGCCUACGAGCAAGGCUUCCAUCUUCAACCUCUACUCCAAACUUUCUAAAAUUUCUGGUUCCUGUAGCUCACAGCCACAGCACCAAAAGUGACUAUGAAUCCAGGCCGAGCCCAGGCAGAGGGAGUAAUGGGAAUUUGGUCCGUAACCGUCGGCAGUCCUGGCGACAGCAGAUCUUUCUUCGUGUGGCUUCACCACAGAAAGGUUGCGAAUCCCCCUGCAGACAUGAUGAUCAUUCAGAUGCAGGAGAGGUUACCUCGAGAGCAUCUUUGGCAGCGACAUGUGACAGUUACCUGGGGGCAGUUGCAGAGGAAAGGAAGCGUACAUCAGGGGAGCUCCGGGAUUUAUGGAGGAAGGCAAUUCUCCAACAGAUACUACUUCUGAGGAUGGAAAAAGAAAACCAGAAACUACAAGCUUCAGAAAGUGACCUGCAGAACAAACGCUUGAAGCUGGAUUACGAAGAAAUCACUCUGUGUCUAAAAGAAGUGACUCUGGUUUGGGAGAAGAUGCUCAAUGUGCCUGCAAGGUCAACGGUUAAAUUUGAUAUGGAGAAUAUUCAUGUGGCCAUGGGCCAAGGUGUACCUCGGCAGCAUCGUGGUGAAAUAUGGAAACUUCUAGCAGAACAGCACCAGCUGAGGUAUCAGUUACCUGUAAAACAACAGCCAAAGGACACUCCAUAUGAAGAACUGUUAAAGCAGUUAACGGCUCACCAGCACGCAAUACUUAUUGAUCUUGGUCGUACAUUUCCGACACAUCCCUAUUUUACUACUCCAUUGGGUGCUGGCCAGCUCUCUCUCUAUAAUCUCUUGAAAGCCUACUCUCUGCUGGAUCAGGAGGUGGGCUAUUGCCAGGGCCUUAGCUUUGUAGCAGGAAUCUUACUGCUACACAUGAGUGAAGAAGAUGCUUUUCAUAUGCUGAAGUUUCUCAUGUAUGAUAUGGGCUUGAGGAAGCAAUAUCGACCAGACAUGAUUAUUCUACAGAUACAGAUGUACCAACUUUCACGACUCCUCCACGACUAUCACCGAGACCUCUACUGCCACUUUGAGGAGAAUGAAAUUAGCCCCAGCCUUUACGCUGCCCCAUGGUUUCUCACUGUGUUUGCUUCUCAGUUUCCUUUGGGUUUUGUGGCCCGAGUCUUUGAUAUGAUCUUCCUUCAAGGGUCAGAGGUCAUCUUUAAGGUAGCCCUGAGCCUACUGGGAAGCCACAAGCCACUAAUUCUACAACAUGAGAGUCUGGAAUCAAUAAUUGACUUUAUAAAGUGCACUCUACCCAACCUUGGAUUAGUACAGAUGGAAAAAACUAUUAAUCAGGUGUUUGAGAUGGACCUCUCCAAACAAUUGCAGGCCUAUGAGGUUGAGUACCACGUUCUUCAGGAUGAGCUAAUGGACUCUUCUGCCUUGAGUGAAAAUGAGCGAUUAGAAAAGUUAGAAAAAAACAAUAACAGCUUACGCAAGCAAAACAGUGAUCUAUUGGAGGAACUUGAGGUCGCUCAUACAAAAAUUGAGAGCCUGGAAGCCACAGUUAAAACCUUGCUGUCCAAUGAAGGGAAGUUAAAGCAAGCCAUCUGUACACUCGAGCUGGAAAGAGCUGCACUUCUGGCUACAGUCAAAGAAUUUCAAAAGCAGGUUCCCAGUACUGAACAUGCUGAUAACAGAACAUUUUCUGAAGCACAAGAAAAUGAUUGUAAAAUCUGAUGCACUUUACAUAAAGAGAAAAAAAAAUUAAUUAGUUAAACCAGUGGAAUUCUCUGGUUGUAUCGCACCAAGCAAAAUAUCCUUAUUUGGGUCUAGUCAAAGGCACAACAGUGUCCAGCAAUGUGGUUCUAAAAUGAAUUACUGCAUUAUCACUUACUGUCAAAGACAGAUCAACAGAAGAUUCCUUUCUCCAAGAAUCGUGUGAAUUUAUUUAUAUCUAAUGGUUACACCCUGGUUUUUAUAUAGACCAAUUCUUAACCACAGGAUUUGGAUACAGUGUUUGAAGUUAUAGUAUCCAUAGUAUGUUGUAUACAGCCACAGUUUAGAUGGAACCAUAUACUUGCAGUGUCUUAUGUUUGAACCUUUUGAACUAGCGGAUUACUUCCUAGGUGUUCACUCCAUUUCAACAUUUCAGGUGAUAAUGGUUUAACAAAUCUACUCUAAAGUUUCUUUUGCCAUUAAUUGGGCAUUAUGGUUCUCUUUCCAUAAUUCACUUUCUUGCAAGCAGUGUUUUCAUAGGCAAGCAGUAUUUUAUUUUUACCUUCUGUACAAAAGCAUUUCUGUACUUUUGGUUUGUAUUAUUUGUAAUUAAGCUAGAUAGAUAAACAUUUGGACAAAUAACAAAGUGUGUUGGCCUAACCUACUGUGGCUCAAUUAAUGUAGAACAAUCACAUCACAGAGCAGAUGACAAGAAAACUGAGAAGCAAGGAGAGAUGGGAUUUCUGCUAUUAUGCAAAUAUUGCAUUGCGGAGAAAUUAAAAGUGUGGAGACAGGGUAUUUGAAUUUGUGCUAGGGUACUGUGCGAACUUGUUUCUGGAGCCAUUAAACAGCUUGUAUAGUAGUGUGACCAGCAGUUCUACUCCAGUAUUAGUGUUUUAUAAUCACUGCAAAUUGUUCAUUUUCUCUCUUUUACAGCUCUGCUACCCCCAUGAGUCUGGAGUGUAAAUGUCAACGUGCAUGUGUGUAAUGACGAUUAUAUCUCCCAUCAUGUUACAGCUGCUGUCUUUACUUUAAAUCUUUGUAUCUCACAGGAAAAAAUUACACUCCUUUUUUUAAAUCAUUUUAAUGAAUCUACCAAAAAGAAUUGUUAGGAUCACGGUGCUUUGGUUUCUCAUCUCUCACUUGCAUCAUUCCCAAAUUUGCAUGGUAUGGCUGGACAGAAACGUAGUGAAGGAAUAAAAGAAAUUAAUAAUUCAAACAAAGGCUGUUGGCAUUUAUGCUUUUUCCACACACCUCUGAACACCACUCCACAAAACAAUUACACAGCACUGUAUGGGUUCUAAGUAAAAUAGUAUUCUUGGUGAAUCAUUGAAAUACACAUUUCUAGUUUACCAGUAAAGAGGUCAGGAAGAUAAAGGGAAUUAGCAAAAGUGAGACUUCUCAAAUGGGCAUUAUUAGCUGAUUUUUGUAUUUGUAGUUAAAUUAAUAUUAAAUGCAUUCUGUGAACAAUGUUAAUACCUGCUACAAAAAGAACUUGAAGUACCUCCAAAGGCAGUGACAAAUGUUAAUACAAAAAUAAGAAUAUGGGCAAGUAAAAAUUACAUUUCAAAUUAAGUAGUAUUUUUAUGAUAAUUGUACACCACAGUUGAUAAUGUAUUAUGGAAAGCGGCUUAUUAUCCAUGUUUUGACAGUGUCACUAUAUCACCAUUAUGUGAAUAGGAAGUGGCUAGAUAAAUGGAUAAAAUGUUAACCAUUGUUGUAUGGAAACUAGAGCCUUUUACUUUUGUCUUGCUUACAACAAAAACCUGCAUUAGCAUUUACAUCCUGUGACAUUCUUGUACCCAGUGCAAAGGUUACUUGCCAUUUAUUGAGAAUUUCACUUAACAGUGAAGUGCAUAAGUACAUUGAUGCAGUUUAACAGUGCUUGACAAUUGAUUAAGUAUCAAAGGUGGACAACCAGUAAAUGUGAAGAGAAUGAAAAUACACACCAACUGAAGGUUUGCUCAAUAGACUUGGGAAUCCAAUUGAAUAACACUAUAUCCAUCAGCUGAUGUAUUUCAUGAAUUUAAAACCAUAAUUUCAAUACAUUUAAGCCCAAUUAUUUGUAUUGGAGACACAUAACCAAAUACUUGGAUAAGAAGCCUUUGGCGAGGAUACUCAACAUUAAAUAACUGCUGUGUCAGCUUAAAUAUGUUGAAAUGGAUUGAUGUCUGUCCUUCUUGCAAUUUUUUUUCACCCUUCACUAAAGAACUCCAGAAUUAAAGAGGGAAAUGUCAAGUCACAUUUUCUUGUCUGUUCAUCAUUUUAACACGCUCUUUUGAACUGUUCCAGAUAAAAGGUGAAUAAUGUCGCAAUCCAGCCAAUCAAUUAUAUCAAUUGAACUGGUACGGAACCCAGCUGCAUAGUUUUAUUUUUCAACUAAGAAUGGGUCUGCAGAGGAGAUAUAUAACAUUAAAAUUGGAAGGUAGACCAGAGAUUAUAAAAAUUAUUACUAUCAUUACCUGAACCAGUUCCCUAAAAGCAAGGGGCAAUACAGAUGUUGGAUAGCAUUCCGAUUUUGUGAUUGUGAUGUAUUUGAACACCAGCAUAAUUAAUUGUGUUUUACAUGUCCAUGUGCCUUCUUAAUAUAAUUCUGAUUCCUCAGUUGUAAUGUUACAUAAUGAGAGUGAGCCAAGAUGUAUGGUGCACAUUAAACAGGUUGCCACAGAAGUGUUUUUUUUUAUAUUUAUCCCUUCAGUGAGUUUCUUGGUUGAUGGCUCACAACAGUUCAUGUUCAGGCUUGAUUCAGUUUCUUUAUCACUAGCUAUGUGCCGUAAGCUAGUCGAGGACUGUUACUGUUUAUCAGCAGUUAAAUCACAAACAGUAGUGUGAGACUUUAAAUGUAACAUGAAGGUGCCCGCUGGUCUCUGAAUAAAAUUGAUUUGGGUCUGAUUUGGAUCGAUGGAUAACAGGUCAAAUGAUGCAACUGUGAAAUUCAGAAAUGGCUGGUAUGUGCAUCUCUCCCACUGCUGGGUCUGCAGUGCCAUGCUUAAAUUUAACUGUAGUUCAACGUUGAGAAUAGACCUCUGUUUCUACCCUGGUACAGAUCUAGCGAAAGAGCUUGACAAUUACAGAAUGUUUACACUGCCAUUUCAAAUUUGCCAACACUUGCUCCUUUUGUAUAUAUCUGUUUGGGCUACAGCAUUUAAGAGUGGAAUAUUGCUGCUGAUUUUUUAGUAAUUAUUACCUUAUGUCUGUAAUUCGUGGCAAACAUGUCCCUGUGCAAAAUUCUAUGGGUAGGGCAGGUGGAAAAAAGGAUGCACUAAAGGAACUGAGCAUGUGCAGAACUGUAAUGAAACACUGUUCCUGUUUCCAAGUUUGAAAAUUUAAUCAAUAAACUGAUUUGAAUCACUGUUAA
Carcharodon carcharias (great white shark) is the source of this 7243-nucleotide messenger RNA. It is a transcript of the gene tbc1d1, whose product is annotated as TBC1 (tre-2/USP6, BUB2, cdc16) domain family, member 1. The record is from RefSeq and is a predicted model, not a curated record. NCBI's taxonomy places the organism in Eukaryota, Metazoa, Chordata, Chondrichthyes, Lamniformes, Lamnidae. The transcript is spliced from 21 exons. Bases 85 to 3906 code for a protein of 1273 amino acids.